Molecule: messenger RNA, 820 nt
Organism: Trichomonas vaginalis G3
Lineage: Eukaryota; Parabasalia; Trichomonadida; Trichomonadidae
Exons: 1
Source: RefSeq, a predicted model, not a curated record
AUGAACAAAAAUGGAACAGCUAAAAUGAAUGAUAAUCAAAUUAGAGCAGAAGGUAGAAGGUUAUUUAAACGCUUCUAUAACAUUCCUGAUGGUGUUAAUCCUAAAACUCGUAGAAGUUAUUUAAAUGAAGCCAUAGAUUCAUAUGAAGGAUUUGACAUUUCAUCAGAAAGUGAGAGGUUAGCAAGAAUGUUAAACGUUAAUAUUGAUUUCUAUUAUUGUGACCCUCAACCAGAAGACGUAGACAUUAACAAGGUAGACUUUCCAUUAGUGGAAUCAAUAAUGAUAGAUCCAGAAUUUGAAACAGUAAAUAUUUUAUUAACACAGAGUCCAUGUGGAAAACUUCACGCUGACAGAAUAACAAACGUUGAAGCACUCACAGGCUAUAGAGUUUGUCCAUAUUGUAAAGAAGAAGUUUAUUCUAUCCGUGAUGACCCAGAAAGGAAAAACCAAAGAAGAUUUUUAAAACAUUGUGAGAAAUGUAAAGAAAAUAAUGGUAGAUUAAUUCAAGACGUUCAAUUGCAAAACACACAACAACCAUAUGCACCACAUAUUACGAAACAGAAGAUAUAUCAAUGGUUAUUAGCACAUAAUUUGCAGGAAUAUUAUCAACCGACAAGAUAUUAUAUUACUUUUGACUUCGAAACAUUAGAGACUAAAGAAGAACUUCUACUUUCUGAGUGUGCAACUUUGAACGCUUACUUAAAACCAUUUAUGGUAUCAUCAACGGUUAAAUUAAACGAUAAAACAUAUACAAGGAAUUUUUGCUUAACUUCGAGUGAUUCGUUCAUCUCUGAUUGGAUUGAAUUUUUAUUUUCAACCU